This is a messenger RNA of Setaria italica (foxtail millet), 709 nucleotides long. RefSeq lists its product as uncharacterized. Bases 39 to 368 code for a protein of 109 amino acids. The transcript has 4 exons. The record is from RefSeq and is a predicted model, not a curated record. NCBI's taxonomy places the organism in Eukaryota, Viridiplantae, Streptophyta, Magnoliopsida, Poales, Poaceae.
CGUCGCCGACGACCCGUGGCGAAGCAGUUGUCGCCAAUAUGUACGACCCACGGCCUGGACUUGCUGCUAAUGGCAUACAGCCGAUUUUCCAAAGGGGUCCCCCAGACCAUACAGAACACGAUGGUAUUGUUGUUCAGCACAAUUGCUUUGGGAUCAGGGGUGCAUCGGGAGGUCCCCUUAUACGUUUUGACACUCACUGUGCUAUUGGUGUAUUUACCGGAACGACGUAUGGCAUUGGUGAGGCUGCUAGUACUGAAUGUGUGAGGCGGCUAUUGGGACGAUGGCUUGAAUCGAAUGGGGUUGGGAUCAAUGACACCGAUACAAUCCAGACAAGGCUUGACAAGUGUGCAGAAUUAAAUCUCUACUAGCUUUGCGGCAGUGGUUGAAACUGAAAUGAUGCUUGGUCGUUGUGUUGAGCAAAAAUUAAAUGAUACAACCUGGAGAAGAUAGCAAGCAAGAUAUGUGGUCGGUGCUAUACGAUCCUUGUGACCGUGGCUUGCAACGGAAAUCAUACUCUGCUUGUUUUGUAAUAAUAAUAUUAGGAUGAACCGCUUAAACUUGAAUUUGUGCGUUUGGCUCAACCGUUUGAGCUUUAUAAAGUCGUGCUGGCUGAACCUUGUAAUGUGCUGAAGCUAUCGUGAGUUUAUGUACUAGGACUAUAACGCAUUAGAACCUGUUGUGGUUAUUAUCUAUACUAGCACUACUGUAA